UUUCAUUUUUUUCAUUAGAUUUUUAUCAAUGAUAUUUCUUGUCUCAUGUAUUUCCAAAUCGUUUCUUCUAAAAUAUUCAUUACUUCAGUUAAAUACUAUUAAUUAUCAUUCGAUGCUUAACAAAUCUUUUGUGCGACCAAACUUGGAAUAUGCGGUUCCUGUGUGGUCUUGAGAAUGUGCAGCGAAGAGCAUCAAGACUAGCAUUAAUCAACGCAAAGGUGAGAUGUCAUACGAAUACCGAUGCUAACUGCAAAAGAAAUGGCCUACUCUGUCCGACGUUGCACUUACUUAUCUUUAGUUGAGUGUUAUAAGAUACGUUUUGGUUUUGACCAUUUGAAAUUUGAAGACGUUUUAUAUUUCGCCAUAACUUGGUCUACGAGAGUUAAACUUUAUACCAAACCCGCAGGAUAUUAGGAUUCUUAAAUUAUGGAAUAAAUUACCAAGAGAUGUAGUGGAAGCUAAAUAUUUAAUUGCAAUCAAGGAUCUUAAUUUCAAUUUUGAUUUUAUUGUAUUUUUUUUAAGGGAGUUUUCACAUAAGGAUAACCUCUAAACUAAUUCCUUUUCUAGAUGUAUCUCUCUUUUCUCUUAAUUCCAGAUUCUUUUUCUUAGUUUUUAUUUGUAUAUCUUGAUUGAAUCUGGAAUAAGAUAGAAGCUGACUAGCUUUUCAGAAAUGAUCGAGCAAUACAACAAAAAUCUCAAGACGUAAACCAUAAAGUAGCUCUUUUUCGAAUAUUUCAAUUUACUGAGAACGUUUUAGUUGUUACACAAUCCCGGGAGAAAUGUAUACAAAGUGCCAUUUCCCAGUCUUUGAAAACGUCCCAGCCAGCAAGCAGCAACAUGUAGUUGAGCAUUUGUUUACUUUCUAAGCCCUUCCCACAAUUGAGACCUUGAGUAGAGGGGUGGGGGAUAAGGAGCGAGGGGAGUUAAAGAGGAUCGAGGACGUGCGUUUACAGUCUAGGUAUCAAGCUCCCAAUUAAUGAGGUAUUGAGGUAGAGAUGUACUGCCUGAUUAUUUUUGCAUGUUGUAUGCACCUUUCCUGUAAUCAAUUUAGCAGUACUAGCUAAAUUACAUUCGAUUUUUUUUCUUCACAGAGGGUGCAAACUAGAAGAAUCACCAGGAACCAUUGCCUUCAGUGAUGGAUUUUAAUUCAUGGAACAUCGUGUGGAGUUUGUGUUUUGGAUUAUUAGCAACAUUGAUCGUUGUUGGAAAUCUCUUUACCAUCUGUAUAUUUCUCAAGCAGAGACUUCGUAAACGGGCUCAUUUUCCUUUGAUUAGUUUGGCUGUUGCUGAUUUACUGGUUGGGCUGCUAAGUGUUCCUAUGUACAUAGCUAUUAAUACAAUACCAUACUGGGGUAUGCCGCUUCCCCGGCUGUGGAUCGACUUGUACCAAUUCUCCGACAGUUUUACUGGCAUUUCCUCCAUGUUCACGCUUACCGCUAUUUCCUUGGAGAGAAUGUACGCCAUAGGUUGGCCUUUUCGUCAUAGAACUCUAACCUGUCGUGUUUACAUAUUUACUAUUGCCAUACCAUGGAUCACCACAGCAAUAUUCACUUCUAUAAGGUUACUGCUUUACCUCUCUAUCAUAACAUUAGAAAGCUUCGUGUACUCUCUUAUCGUGUUCUUGAGUACGCCUCUGCUAGUGAUGUGCAUAGCGUAUCUUGUUGUAUGGAAGAAACAAACAACAAUGAUGGAUAACCAGAAUUAUGUGGUAAGAGAGACAAGAUUAGCGAAAACGCUGUUUAUUGUUACAGGAGCUUCUCUUUUGACCUGGCUGCCAUUUCAGAUUCAGACUCUGUUGCUAUACUUUGCUGUAAUUAGAGAUUUCCUUUACAUUAACGUAACUGCUCAUACGAUAAAGUUUUUACAAAACAGCAACUCCCUUGUAAACGUAAUAAUAUAUCCAUUCAGAAUAUCAGAAUUUAAGAACGCCCUUCUUCAGAUGUUACAUUGUUGUGUGGGUCCUCGUGAUGGAACUAAUGAAACUGAAUCCAUCCGUCAAUUAAGAGCGGGCCAGUUCCAUCAAAGCCAAGAAUUACAGGUUGCUAAUCAUUAGCAUACGGCCUCAAGGCUGGAAAAAGACAGUUUUCGAAUUCUUCCACCACCUGCAGCAGCCGCGACUACAGUGCUGGGAAGAAGGGACUGUGCCCCAGGAGAUGUGCGACGCCAACGCCAAUCUAUACAAGAACGAGGGGGAUCGUGAUGACUGCAACAUCUCACUCCUCUGUAUUGUUGGGAAAGCCUACGCGCGCGUAGUCCUGAACAGACUACUGUCACUUGCUGAACGUGUAUGCUCUGAAGCAAAGCACGGAUUAGGAGCUGGAAGAUCCACAAUUGCCAUGGUCUUCACCUCGCGGCAGCUGCAGGAAAAAUGCCGGGAGCAGAGACCGCCGUUAUAUAUACGUCGUAUUCAUUGACCUGACCAAGGCCUUUGACCUAAUCAGCAGGAAAGGCCUCUUCACUUUGCUACAAAGUGCCCCAAGCUCCUGAGGAUGAUCGCGUCCUUUCAUGAAGACGUGCAGGGCACCGUCCAGUCCAUCUUCAUCGGGCCCUUUCCCAAUCAAGAGCGGGGAGUAGCGAGGCUUCGUGGUUCUAGACUUGAAUAGCACCCUAAGCAUUUCCAUCGGUGACUUCAUACUCGAAGUCGUCGAGGACUUCACGUACCUCGACUCUACUAUCUCCAGCAACCUCUACCUGGAUGUCGAACCCAACAAGCGGAUCA
Orbicella faveolata is the source of this 2719-nucleotide messenger RNA. Its product is annotated as histamine H2 receptor-like. The record is from RefSeq and is a predicted model, not a curated record. Gene Ontology annotation, molecular function: G protein-coupled receptor activity. NCBI's taxonomy places the organism in Eukaryota, Metazoa, Cnidaria, Anthozoa, Scleractinia, Merulinidae. Gene Ontology annotation, biological process: G protein-coupled receptor signaling pathway. Gene Ontology annotation, cellular component: plasma membrane.